UUACAACAAGCUGUCAGGUCGCACAGGAGUUUCUACGCAUAUCAAAACAUCUGAAUUAUAGUAACAAGAGUUUGGUAACGACGAAAGAAAUUGACCCUCGGAGGGUGCCCGAUUCUAGCAAGUUACUCGACCGCGAGAACACCGGAGGUGGAGCUAGAAGAAAGGUGCGAGUGGAAAUUAUAAAAGAGCGAUCGACGGUCAAGAGGAGACAGUCUCCUCCAAGUGUUCACCUGUGCGACAGCGAUCCUGAAUUUCAGCCAAUCGCUAGCCGCUCGAAUCGCCGAAAUUUCAACUCGUUUGUCGCUUAUACCCCGAGCCGAGCAACAGCCGACCAAAAUGGGAGCGAUAGAGUGGGUAACCGAAGAAGACAACUACGAAUGCCCUCUUUCGCAAGAAACACAGCAAAUGGCGAAGGAUGAGCUCAGAGAGGACAAGAAUACCCGGGACCAAGCCCUCGAGCAGAUACGUAAUUGGAUCAAAAUGAAUCCGCGAAUCGAAAACAGCCGUCUUGAUGCGCAAUUCGUAUUAAGGUUUCUGAGAUGCAAAAAGUUCAACGUACCAAUGGCGGAAGAAGCUAUCGAGAGAUACCUGCUGCUUCGGCAAGUGUAUCAUCCGGCUUUCAAUCAUUUGGACGCCACGGAACAAACGAUGGAGGAACUUCUGUCUUUGGGGUACCUGUUCGCUGCACCUGGCCGCGACGCGAAAGGCCGACGCGUUGUAAUCGCUAGACCAGGUGUAUUCGAUCCCCACAAGUACACGAACGCCGACAUGUGCAGAAUUCAUGCAAUCACUUACGAGACGUUGAUGGAGGACGAGGAAAGUCAAGUGCGGGGCUUCGUUCAUUUCGCCGACGGAGCCGGCGUCAGUUUCCCGCACCUGACGCUUUUCACUCCGAAAGAGGCUGUUCGUAUCGUCAAGAACGGCGAGCGAACUAUACCGAUGCGACACAAAGAGGUCCACGCCAUUAAUACGCAUCCCUCUGUGAAAUUUGCUCUUGACUUUGGUCUGACAUUGAUCUCCGAUAAGAUCCGCAAACGGGUUAAAAUUUACACCAGCCUCGAAGAGGCCGUUAAUCAGAAAAUGGAUACCAGCUUGCUGCCGAAAGAAUAUGGUGGCACCAUGCCAAUGAAAGAGAUGAUCGCUCUUUGGAGGAAAGAGCUGCUUGACAUGAGACCGACGCUGUUGAGUCACGACAAGAUGAGAGUACGGUUGGAGUUGUACUCUGAAAAGGCUCGAGAAGGUGCAGUGUCAGCUUUGAAGCAAGGCUUCGGGUGCAUGGACAUCAGCUCCAGCGAUUCCACCAUGUACGGCAUCACUGGCUCCUUCAGAAAGCUCGAAGUGGACUGAUGGAAGGAAUCUAUCGAUAAGAAACACUACCAUGACCGUGUUAAUCGUAUUUACUUUGUCUGGGGGAUUUCUAUUUCAAGCAUUUAUACAAUGUUGAAUGUACGAUCUCGGUCGACGCAAUUGCUUAUCAGCGCGCUCGACAAAUUGUUAAUUCUUAAUUAAGCCCUGUUUGGAGCAAAUCGUAGAGGUAAAUUAGGUUUACGAGUAAGCUAAUGUUUAUAAGUUACACCAAAAUUAUAUUGUAGCACUCGAUCGGUUGUAAAUAGAGAAUAAAUGCACAGUUUUUUACAUCCAUCUCACUCUUUCCUUCUUUCGACGGCGAAUUA
Nomia melanderi (Alkali bee) is the source of this 1673-nucleotide messenger RNA. RefSeq names its product clavesin-2. The record is from RefSeq and is a predicted model, not a curated record. Gene Ontology annotation, molecular function: phosphatidylinositol bisphosphate binding. Gene Ontology annotation, cellular component: membrane. NCBI's taxonomy places the organism in Eukaryota, Metazoa, Arthropoda, Insecta, Hymenoptera, Halictidae.